AUGGCAAGUCAAGAUGAAAUUAGAGCUAAACGGUUGGCAAAGUUACAACAGCAUGAAGCUCAACAAGCUCAGAAGAAACAACAAACGGAACAAGAACUAGCACAGCAGUUGCAACAGGCACAGCAAGAAUUAAAAGUGGAACAAGGGAAAGCUCAACCAAAAGAACACGUCCCUCCUGUUGUUUCGGCCGAAAAGGAAUUACCAGUUGUUGAACAAGAGUUGUCUGACCAUACUAUUGCAGACACAACAGCUACUGAUCCGUUCACUGAGUGGGUAUUAACUCAAUUAGAAUUCAUAUUUCAAGCAACCAUUGAUCCAGAAAAGAAUAAGGGUGAUCUCGUAUUUUUAUAUAAUUUGGCAUAUGAAUUACAACAACGUCCUCACGGACAGAUAACCCCGGAUGACAUUGAAUCAAUUUUUAUGGAAAUUUUAACUGAAGUUGGUAUCCCUGCUAAAUCAAAAUCCUUGAUGGAAUAUUUGUAUUUAACUUAUCAUAAUGCGUUCCGCAUAAAGAGAACAAUCCCAUUAAAGGCUCAUUUGUACCAAGAAAAAGUGCAAUUUCUUAACCAAGUCAUUAAAUUUUCAGUUAGUUAUGGUGGCAUAAGUUUCCAUGUGGUUGAUUUGUUUAUAAAUAAUGAUGUAAGCAAGUCUUUGGAGUUCUUUGUAACCAGAUUCAAUGAUGUUUCGUCAUUUUUAUUUGAUAUUAUUAAUAACGAAGAAGAUGAAGCCUCUUUACUUGAAUUGGCAAAUUUGAUAUUCCCUUAUUUGAGUUUCAAGAUUUCUACUGCUAAUCUUGGUCAUAGUUCAAAUUUCAUUCAUUUGUUAUCUGUAUAUGAAGCACUUGUUUCAAUUAAACCUGUGGCUGCUAUUUUUUCACAAGUUAACGGGUUUCAACCACCUAAACAGGAAUGUCUUGAUUACGAACACAAAACUUUAUUAGGUCCAUUAUUGAGAAUAUCUCCCUUAUUGGAAGACAUGGCUGUGAAUUACUUCCAAGGUGUUAGCACACAGACUCCUAUGCAAAUCCAUAAUACUUAUUCAUCAAUUCAAAAUGAGUACAAUGUUAUUAUUUCACAUUUAUUUACAAUUGUUGAUAAAUUGGUUCGAGGAUCAGUUAAAACAAGGACCGAUUUAGUUGAAUGGUUUGCAGAUUUAAUCAACUUGAAUCAUUUAAGAAGAGGUUCCCAUGCAGAUUUCAAGAAAUUAUCAAGCGAUGGAAUAAUGUAUAAUAUCUCCAUUAUUUUGAUUAAAUUGAGUCUUCCAUUUUUAAAUUAUCCUUUGUUUGGCAAAAUCGAUAAAAUUGAUGUUGAUUAUUUCAGAAAGAAUAGACUUCUCGAUGUUGAUGAAGAAUCAAGAGUUAACUCUACCAUUGAAGAAGUAGAAGAACAAUAUUCGCACGAAGAACAAGACACCAAUUUCAUCUCUGAUUGUUUUAAUCUAACCUUAGCAUAUCUUCAUUAUGGUAUUGGUGGGAUCUUUAUCAAAUAUGAUAGAUUGAAACAACAGAUUAAACAAGUGCAAUCAAGAAUUGAUCAAAUUGAAUCAGGGCAAACUCCACCAGGAUUAAACCCAAUGAUGAUUAGUUUCCUUAGACAAGAAUUACCAAAAUUGAAAAAGACAAUUGAAGCAUUCAAAUCAGUUAAACAUUCAAUUCAGGCAAUUUUCGAUUUUAGAAAUUUGCAAUUGGAAAUAUUUGAUUUUAUAAUCGGCGCAACAACUUUUAUUAUAAGAUUAAUUGAUCCAUCACAUUCAUAUCCCCAGUCUAAACUCUCAAUUCCAAUCUUCAAAAUAUCGAAGGUUUCUGAAUUGGAUGAUCACGAUUAUUUAAAAACCAAAACUCCAAUACCUUGGAAAUACUAUCCAGAAUUUAUAGUGGAGGGUAUUGUUAACUAUUGUAAAUUCCUGACAAAUUUCAUGGGGUGUCCACUUGUUGAUAAUCAAGAUAAAUUAACUUGUUUUUGUGAAUUUAUAAUUAUUUUGUUGCGUUGCCCUGAAUUAGUUGGUAAUCCUCAUUUAAAGUCAAACUUAGUUGAAAUUUUGUUUGUUGGAUCACUACCAAUUGAGAAUGCUAAUAGAGAUGGAUUCAUGAUUAGUGUCUUCAACAAUAAUAAACUUAUAAUUGAUAAUAUAUUGUAUUCGUUGCUUGAUUUUUAUGUGAUGGUUGAAAAGACUGGAGCAAGUUCACAAUUUUAUGAUAAGUUCAAUAGUAGAUAUUAUAUUAGUGUUAUUCUUGAACAAUUGUGGAAAAAUCCAAGCUAUCGUUUCCAAUUGAAGGAUUAUUCCAGGAAUAAUGUUGAUUUUUUCAUUAGAUUUAUUGCAAGAAUGUUGAACGAUACUACAUAUCUUUUAGAUGAAACAUUUAAUGUUUUGAAUGAAAUCCAUAAUGUUCAACAGGAACUUAAGAAAAGAUUAACUUCUCCUGGUGAUGAAUCAAUGGGGACCGAUGAAGAACUUGAAGGUAACUUGGAUUCAUUAGAAUCUCGUGCCAAAUCAUAUAUGUCGCUUUCCAAUAAAACCAUGGAAUUAUUUAAAUUGUUCACCAAGGAGGUUCCUCAAGGUUUUAUGCUUGCCGAAAUUAUUGACAGACUAGCAAGUAUGUUAAAUUAUAAUCUUUCAAUUAUGGUUGGUCCCAAGUGUUCCAACUUGAAAGUUGAAAAUCCAGAAAAGUAUAAUUUUGAACCAAAGAAAAUAUUGACCUUAUUAUGUGAGAUAUAUGUUAAUUUAUCGUCACAAAAGGAAUUCGUUGCAUCUGUGGCGAGGGAUGAACGUUCUUUCAAUCUUGCCUAUUUUGAAAAAGCAGAAAAUAUUUUGACUACAAAGACCUAUGUUGAGCCUAAAACCAUUAAUGCAUUAGUCACUUUUGCUCGUGCUGCAGAAGAUCAACGUAAGCUUGAAGAGAUGGAAGAGAUGGAAAUGGGAGAAAUCCCUGAUGAAUUUUUGGAUCCGUUAAUGUUUACGUUAAUGAAGGAUCCAGUUAUAUUGCCGGGUUCUAGAGUUUCGAUUGAUAGAUCUACCAUUAAGGCACAUUUAUUAAGUGAUCUGACUGACCCAUUUAAUAGAAUGCCAUUAACUUUGGACGAUGUGAUUGAUAAUGUUGAAUUAAAACAACAAAUUGACGAAUUUAGGCAAAAGGCUAGACAGAAUCGUCAAUAA
This is a messenger RNA of Spathaspora passalidarum NRRL Y-27907, 3153 nucleotides long. Its product is annotated as ubiquitin-ubiquitin ligase. Gene Ontology annotation, cellular component: nucleus; ubiquitin ligase complex; cytoplasm. Bases 1 to 3153 code for a protein of 1050 amino acids. NCBI's taxonomy places the organism in Eukaryota, Fungi, Ascomycota, Pichiomycetes, Serinales, Debaryomycetaceae. Gene Ontology annotation, biological process: protein polyubiquitination. The transcript is spliced from 2 exons. Gene Ontology annotation, molecular function: ubiquitin-ubiquitin ligase activity. The record is from RefSeq and is a predicted model, not a curated record.